ACCGAACCCCGGAAACGAAAGGCUAGCGCUCUCCUUUAUAAGAGCAGGCUCAUCUCCCUUCCUUCCUCGCGCCUCCUCCCAUGCAUUACUUUCCCCGAGAAGAGCCCUCUUGUUCUUCCUCGUCUCCGGCGUCCGAACGCGCCGGCCGUCUCUCCUGUGUGCGCCGCCGCGCAAGGCCUGGAGACGCGAGGGGAAGCACCAAUCCGUGGCGGCCGUGAUCUUUCCUCGCCGGUAAAUCCUUUGUGGAAAUUAAAAUCAAUGGAUUUUGAGGUGAAAGUGGUAGAGUCUUCAUUUGUGGCGCCGAGCGAGCCGACACCGAGGCAGGGGCUCUGGUUGUCUUCCCUGGACAUCAUGUUGGCCAGUAGAGGCCACACACCAACAGUCUACUUGUUUCACUCCGAUGACACCGCGUCCGAUUUCUUCGACGUGGCCAGGCUCAAGGAGGCCAUGGCCAAGGCCUUGGUGCCCUUCUUCCCACUCGCUGGCCGCCUCGCCGUCGAUGGCAGCGGUAGGGUAGAGAUCGACUGUAACGGCGAGGGCGCACUCUUCGUUGUCGCUCGCUCUGAUAUCACUGUUGACGACGAGAUCAAAGACGUCAAGCCGUCGCCGGAGCUAAGGAGGCAGCUUGUUCCACGCAUCGAGCCAUCGUCCGUAGUAUUGGCCGUACAGGUGACGUUCUUCAAGUGUGGAUGGGUGGCGUUAGGGACGGCCCUCCACCACGCCGCCAUCGACGCCAUGAGCGCGAUUCACUUCUUCCAGACAUGGUCGGCCUUCUCCAGGGACGGCGAACGCGCCGCCGUGGAGCCCCCCUGCCACGACCGCACCCUCCUCCGCGCACGGUCCCCGCCCACCGUCCACCCCGACGCUCUCUCGACGUUCUACCCCAAGCUCGCCUUCUCCGAUCCGUCGGGACCUCUCGCCACCAAAGUCUUCACCAUUUCCAAGGACCGGAUCGCCUCGCUAAAGCGCCUGUGCGGCGGCACGAGCACGUUCCGCGCCGUGAGCGCCCUCGUGUGGCGGUGCGCGUGCGUCGCGCGGCGGCUCCCGCCGGAUUCCGAAGCCCGCUUCACCGCCCCGGUCAACAUCCGGCGCCGGGUGAAUCCGCCCCUCCCGGAACGCUACUUCGGCAACGCGUUGGUCAGGGUGGUCGUCGCCGCCGCCGCGCGGGAUAUCACCUCGGAGGCGUUGGCGUCCGUCGCCGGCCGCAUCGGAGCCGCCAUCGGUCGGGUGGACGACGAGCUGGUGCGGUCCGCGAUCGACUACUACGAGAUGGCAGGUACGGGCAGCCAGUCGUCGGCGAAGGGCACCCUGCCGGAGACCGAUCUACAGGUUAUCAGCUGGCUGGGCAUGCCGAUUUACGACGCGGACUUUGGGUGGGGGAAGCCGCGAGUGAUGUCUCGUGCGGAGUCCAACCGCGGCGGGUUUGUUCACCUCAUGAACAACGGGCCGGCAGACGGCGCCGGCGGUGUCAGCGUGCUCAUGUGCAUGGAGGCUGCAAAUAUGAAGGAGCUGGAGCGGCUGCUCUAUGAAGCUCUGGCCAGAUGCUAGUGGCUUUCAUGCGGAAGCUUAUUGGUAUUGUAAUUGUUUCUCUCAGUAGUUGUUGUGCUCAUUCUGAAUUUUUUUUAUAUAACCGGCAGAUUAGUUCGUUUCAAAAGGUUACUCUUUAUUUCUCCUAAAUCUCAACCAAGUGGCAAUCAAUCUAGGAGGAUUAAAUUA
Messenger RNA from Setaria italica (foxtail millet), 1716 nucleotides. Its product is annotated as putrescine hydroxycinnamoyltransferase 1. The record is from RefSeq and is a predicted model, not a curated record. Gene Ontology annotation, molecular function: acyltransferase activity, transferring groups other than amino-acyl groups. The transcript is spliced from 3 exons. NCBI's taxonomy places the organism in Eukaryota, Viridiplantae, Streptophyta, Magnoliopsida, Poales, Poaceae. Bases 259 to 1548 code for a protein of 429 amino acids.